AUGCCGACUCUGCCUAAUCUCAACAGCCUGGGAAAACUGUGCAGCUCCAGCCACAGUCAGAAUGUCGACCGCGUCAAGGUGAAGCGCAAGAGCUCGGUCAAGCGCAUGUCCAUCAUUGAGGAUGGGCAUGUGGCUGAGGUCCUGUAUCUCAUUCCCAAACUGUACAUGGAGCAGCUGCCCUACCUCAACCCAAACGACUAUUAUCUGAGUGAGAGGCUGAACGAUGUCGCCACAGAAAUACAAGUGGCUCAUGCGCAGGACACAAACCACCACUCCACAGAGAAGCCUCUGAUUCAGUGCUACAAGUGUGGGGAGCCAUGCAAGGGUGAGGUGCUGCGGGUGCAGAACAAGCACUUCCACCUCAAGUGCUUCACCUGUAAAGUGUGUGGCUGUGACCUUGCCCAGGGGGGCUUCUUCAUGAAGAAUGGAGAGUAUCUGUGCACACUGGACUACCAACGCAUGCACGGCACCCGCUGCAAUGGCUGUGGGGACUUCGUGGAGGGGGAGGUGGUCACCGCCCUGGGGAAGACCUAUCACCCUGCCUGCUUCGUCUGCACCAUCUGCAAGCGACCAUUCCCUGCUGGGGACAGGGUGACCUUUAAUGGGAAGGACUGUCUGUGUCAGUACUGUGUCGAGCCCAUGUCUCCAGGACCAAAGGACAUCCUUGGCUCCAGCAAUUGUGCAGGAUGUGGUCGAGACAUUAAGAACGGACAGGCCCUCCUGGCGCUGGACAGACAGUGGCAUCUGGGCUGCUUUAAGUGUAAGGCCUGCAACAAAGUGCUCACCGGGGAGUACAUCAGCAAGGACGGCGCCCCCUACUGUGAGAAGGAUUACCAGAUCCAUUUUGGAGUUCAGUGUGAGGCGUGUCAUCAGUUCAUCACAGGGAAAGUGCUGGAGGCAGGAGACAAGCACUACCACCCCAGCUGUGCGAGAUGCAGCAGGUGCAACCAGAUGUUCACAGAGGGAGAGGAGAUGUAUCUGCAAGGAUCCACAGUUUGGCAUCCCGGCUGCAAGAACACGACCAGAACAGAGGAGAGACACAGGGAGCGGCCUACGAGGUCGUCAUCUGAGAGCAUUUGUUCCAGACCUGGUUCAAGCAUACCUGGCUCACCGGGUCACACGAUCUAUGCAAAAGUAGACAAUGAGAUCCUUGAUUACAGAGACCUAGCUGCUAUUCCAAAAGUCAAAGCCAUUUAUGACAUUGAGCGUCCUGAUCUUAUUACCUAUGAGCCUAUGUACAGCACCUCCCUGGAUGAGCGAGAGGAGAGACGAGAGAGUGUGGGAGAGUUCUCAAGGAACAUGUCGCCAACCCCACCUCCUGAGGGCUCCUACGACAGGAGGGAACGUAUCCUCCAAAGGUCAACAAGUCAGGGCUCCAUAGGAUCACCAGUUUAUAAUCGCCAUGGUUACACCCCAACCUUGUCACGGUCACCGCAGCAUUUUCACAGGCCAGAGGCUCUGACAGGCAUGCAGAAGCUCUGCUCCUCCCUGUGCAGUAACAGUGUGGGCUCCAGAAAUAGUGACUCCCGCCCCACCUCCCCUUUCAGACACCACUUCCUCCCCCAUAGCCAAGGCACUGACCCGCCAAGUGGCCGGAGCUCCCCACUCCCGCUCAGGCCCGACAGCCGGCCGAUCACUCCGCCUCUCUCUCUGACCCCUAAACAUUUCCACCUCCCAGAUCAGGGGAUCAACAUCUACAGAAAACCACCCAUUUACAAACAACAUGGUUCAGAAGGGAGGCCACGAUCCAGAGAAGACGAGGAAGAAGAGGCCUUGAAAAGAAAGCAGCUCCAGGAGGAACAUCUCACCAAGAUUCAGUCCGGUUUAGGAAAGCUCAUUCUGAAGGAGGAGAAGGAAAAAGAACAGAUCAGGGAGCGUCACGCACGUAGUCUCUCCGCUCAGCGCUACGACCCUAAACAGAGCAACUGUGACGCAGAUCCAACUUCACCAACAAAAACUAACUCUUUGCCGGGCUAUGGAAGGAAUGGGCUACACCGGCCCCAGUCCACGGACUUCACCCAGUACAGCAGCUACAGCGACAUGUAUGGGGGAGGCCGAGAGUUUCAGCACAUUAAGGAUGGCCGUGCAGCACUUGCAAGGAUGGACAGGGGAGUAUCUAUGCCUAAUAUGUUGGAACCAAAAGUGUACCCCUAUGAAAUGCUCUUGAUAACCAGUAGAGGGAGAGCUAAACUGCCCAGGGAUGUGGACAGAACCAGACUGGAGCGCCACUUAGCGCCCGAAACGUUCUUUGACAUCUUUGGAAUGGAGAUCCAGGAGUUUGACAGGCUUCCCCUGUGGAAACGCAACGACAUGAAAAAGAAGGCCAAGCUCUUCUAGCACUCAGAGCAGCAUGCAUAUACUGUACAUUCAUUCAGAUAGCACACGACAAACUGUAAUCUAGAUGUAGGUUUUUGGUUUCUUUGCUUUUAUUCUGUUUUUUUGUGUUGUUUUAUCCUGACAUAACCAAGGAAGCCAUGAGAUGGACUCUUUUUUUUUUGUUGCUCUGAUGCUUCCUGAGACUGCGAGCUGAAUGAUUUGUCCAGUUAGAUUUGCACAGGAAACAAGGAAUGGGAAACUCUUCCAUGUUCAAAAAUGACAAAGAAUGAGAGUGAAUGAUACAUAGGUUCAUGUUAUUUGGUUUGACUGCGCUCGUGUUUUCUUCUUGCUUUUGCUUUGAGUGGAACUGCUCUCCUUUCUUUCUCGCUUGUUUAUUUCCUACUCUUUGUUGCUGUUGAUUCCUGUGGAACUUUGUAAGUACAGUAGAAACCUCAUGACGCCAUUACAAAAUGUCCAUGCUUGUAUAGCUUGAACAUGUGU
Messenger RNA from Limanda limanda (common dab), 2817 nucleotides. RefSeq names its product actin binding LIM protein 1a (gene ablim1a). The record is from RefSeq and is a predicted model, not a curated record. Gene Ontology annotation, cellular component: actin cytoskeleton; stress fiber. The transcript has 24 exons. Lineage: Eukaryota; Metazoa; Chordata; Actinopteri; Pleuronectiformes; Pleuronectidae. Bases 1 to 2337 code for a protein of 778 amino acids. Gene Ontology annotation, biological process: lamellipodium assembly; cytoskeleton organization; cilium assembly. Gene Ontology annotation, molecular function: actin filament binding.